GUGUGGUAUUAUUAGAGUGGCGCUUACAGAAUAUCAUUGAUUAUUAGAAAAUUCUUAAAUUAUUGCCAUUCUCAAUCCAAAUGAUAUUCCCAAUCAAUGAAAUUUUUCUUAUUUAUCACUUACUUGACGCUUUAAUGAAUAAAAUUGCACAAAUAAAUCGUCAUGUGUACCUACUUUGAUUGAUUUAUUCAUUAGAACUUUUUUGUUUCAGGAAAAACAGAAAAGAUGUCAUAAUAAUGGCCAGAGGACACCUAGCGAAACUAAAAGUAGCAAUAAACCUAUUCUCAGACUUAACGAACGUUCAGCGAAAAUUUCAUACAAAUCGGUUCAGCCGUUUAAGAGAAGUUUGCACACUAACACCGCGACACGAGAAUUUUAUAUAUAUAGAUAGAUAUAUAUGUAGAUGAAAAUCAAGAUGGAAACCGUCUAGAAUUUAAGAAUUAAUAAACGUGAAAGUAUAAUAAUUUGCGGUGUUAUCGUUGUCGUUACCUCGGAAAAUGAACGUAAAACCUGUACCAUUCGUUCAGUUCUUCAAAAUGAACGAAGUAGUUCGCUCAAGUUCACUUGAAAGUAGGAACACAACUGAUUCGGGCGGGAUAAACAUUGUUGCUGCGCAAAUUUUUCUUCUGUUAGUAUACAUUGUUAACUUUCGAUUGACGUAUAUUCGUUGCUUGUGUUGAUAUGUCAAGCCAAAUUAUAAACAAAACUAACAAAACAAAACUGUCAAUUUUACCUUGAACUCCCUGUAAAUGGAACCAUCAAUAUAAUCAAUCGGAAACGGAAAACAAAAAAACUGUCUUCAAUUGGAGGCACGAAUUUUUGGUUGGAUUGAAAACUUGGAAAUGGAUCGCAUAAUGAUAAACUAACAUCUAUUUACAUAUUAUCAUAUAGGAAACAAACAUACGAAACAUAAUUGUCUUUAAUUGAGUAACGCACUAACAUAUAACACUAAAUGUUAUUUUUUUUAGCACGGUAUAACAAAAACAAUGUCUUUGCCUGGGUGUUUAAUGGAACUAUGUUUAAAACCCAUUUUCAAAAUCGUUUUUCUUUUUUAAAUUGUUUCUACUUCUAAGCUCCUCCCCCUUUUCGGGACACUGUUGCUGCAUUAUGCAAGAAAAGAGAAAAAUGCACAAUUGUCUGUUUAAUUUUCGGGAUAUCGAGCGUAUUGGAUAAAUUUACCUAUUUCUAGCAACGUAAUAUUUCUAACAUUUUCAGAUAAAUUAGUGUUAGUUAUCUUACUGAACCUGGAUUUAUAUUAGAUUUUUUGUUAAUAAUCAACAAUAAUUGACAUCUGCUAAAAUAAAUUUUAUAAAUUCGACAUAAUACAACUGAACUCACGUACACGAACUCAAUUCUUCCUGUUUAAGUUGCCCAUUUUUUGUGAAUAUUGUUUUUUGCGUUAUCAAACAUCAGAUUUUAAAACGUCAUUUCUAAUUGGUUUUACUCUUUAUAAUCGAGUAUGGUAUCCUAGCGAUUUAUAGACAGUAGUUAUUAUUGCUGAGGCACACUGUUCUUACUGCUUCUGCUAUCGCAUAACCUUAACCUGAAAAUAAUAGCUCUUUAAAAAAAAAAAGACGUACAUAUAUUUAAUCACAUUUAUAUACAACAAUUUGACUAAAUCAUUCAACGACCGGCAGAUGUUUUUGUUCGUUUGAGCGGAUAUUUUAUCUCGUGCACCGUGCACAUGCGCUAUGGAAAUAGCUUAUCUCUGUGUAGCACAUACGAGUAAACGAAACAAAUAGCAAAACUAUACUGCCCACUUGGUGCGCAAAAAUGUGCAAUAUGUAAUGUGUCCUCCUUCGCUUAGUACCUCGUAAACAUUCGACUCAAACACGUGAAAUACCGUAUCGUGGUGUGGUAGGUGUGCAUUGCAAACAAAGCGCUUUAUUAGAUAAAAAGAUUCAAUAAGUGUUGGCCAAAUGGCCGUUUGGAUAGGUAGCAAGUGGGCAGCAAAAUAUCAGUUACGUUUCUGGUCUAAAAAAAAUAUGCCUUUUAUUGAAACUUCGCUUUGGUAAAAAAAGUGCCAUCCAAUAUCAAAGUGUAUUUGAGAAACACAGUAUGGAAUCCAGCAAGUCGUUUUUCAUACGGGAUCUACUAGGAGAUUUAAUUAGCAGUCAGCAAUCCGAACAAUCAUUUACAACCAGGCUCAUAUCUGACGAUGAAGAAAACAGUGACAUAGAUAUAGAGGACCGAUCGUCAGACUCGGAAACUAUCAGUCAUUAUAAUUCCUACAUCACUAAUGAGAAUGGUACUACCGAAAAUAUUCAUCGAACGUUACUCGCCACGAUUGAACGAGAAUCGAAAGCUAACUGUAACUUAAGCUCGACGCAGGAUAUACGCACACCGGCAUUAAUUAUAAAAAGUGGACGAAAACCACGAAGACGAAGAACUGCUUUCACACAUGCUCAACUAGCUUACUUGGAGCGUAAAUUCAGGUGCCAAAAAUAUUUGUCGGUAGCAGACAGAAGUGACGUUGCUGAUGCAUUAAAUCUUUCCGAGACGCAAGUUAAAACGUGGUAUCAAAAUCGUCGGACGAAAUGGAAGCGACAAAAUCAACUUCGUAUGGAGCAAUUACGGCAUCAGGCUACACUGGAAAAGAAUUUAAUAAACGCUUCAACAACAGUAGCUGGCAAUGUUCCAACGAGGCAUCUUCAUCAGCAAGUCGAUCCACCAACUAGUUCUGUGCCAGUUACUAGAUCCGGCAAUCAAUGUUGCCAAACAUCGUCUGCCCUAGUUGUAUCAUCACCAUUCGUUUCAUCUAACCCUUGUAGCUUUCUAACUUCUGCUGCUGCGGCAAUUUUUCGGAAUGUUGGACAACCAUGGACAUCCAGUUCCCUACUAUAAAAACCGACAAACGAAGGAUUAAUCGCGGCAAGCGAUAUGUAAAUUGUACAGUCACACACACUCACACACACACACAUAUAUAUACAUGUAUAUAUACGU
Messenger RNA from Anopheles funestus (African malaria mosquito), 2943 nucleotides. RefSeq names its product homeobox protein ceh-30. Gene Ontology annotation, biological process: regulation of transcription by RNA polymerase II; cell differentiation. The transcript is spliced from 4 exons. The record is from RefSeq and is a predicted model, not a curated record. The coding region runs from base 2059 to 2844 and encodes 261 amino acids. Gene Ontology annotation, cellular component: nucleus. Gene Ontology annotation, molecular function: DNA-binding transcription factor activity, RNA polymerase II-specific; RNA polymerase II cis-regulatory region sequence-specific DNA binding. Lineage: Eukaryota; Metazoa; Arthropoda; Insecta; Diptera; Culicidae.